Molecule: messenger RNA, 3249 nt
Organism: Rhopilema esculentum
Lineage: Eukaryota; Metazoa; Cnidaria; Scyphozoa; Rhizostomeae; Rhizostomatidae
Product: protein NEDD1
Biological process (GO): microtubule nucleation; mitotic cell cycle
Cellular component (GO): centrosome; ciliary basal body; cytoplasm
Molecular function (GO): gamma-tubulin binding
Source: RefSeq, a predicted model, not a curated record
UUGGAAACGAGGCCAUUAUCAAGACGAUAGGCCAAUAGGCUAGAACAGGGCGCCAAAACAAAUAGAUAUGGAACGAAGGAUGACACGAGAAACUAACUUUUAGAAGUGAAAGAGCAAGCUGUUUGUGUCGAGGAAAGAUGUCUGAUCAAGAUGUCUUACUUGCAACUGCAUCUGGCGAAAAUGUCAAGUUUUGGAGCACCCCAAAUAUCGAGCUGCAAAGCGUUAGAUUGUUCGGUGGAAUGGUUAAUUGCACUUGCUGGAGCUUGAACAAUACACUGUUAGCAACUGCAGUAGAAGAAAAUGUCAUAAAUGUUGCAAGUUUUAAAGGUGAUUCAACAAUAGAUAUUGCAACAGGGGAAGAACAAGUCUGUCUAUGCUUCAGCUCAAAUUCAAGAUACUUGCUCUCAGGAAGCAGAAAUGGGGUUGCUCAGAUUUGGGAUUUGAAACAUAAAACAUCAAGAAAGUCAUUUGUCAAGGAUCAGAGGUCUAGCAUACUCUGUACAACGUUUAAUUACAAUGAUACAACAAUAGCAUCUGGGUGCGCAGAUGGCGAUGUUCUUCUUCACAAUGUUGUCAGCGGAUCUGCUUCUGGGCCACUUAGAAGACCAAAAACACAGGCAGUUCGCGGUAUUCAAUUUUCAAAUUUCCAGAAAAACCUUUUGGCAACAGCUAGCGACGAUUCUGCUAUAAAUCUCUGGGAUGUCAGCACAAAGCAGUUAGUUGCGGAAUUCAAGGAUGAGCAUAAGCUGCCAUCAAACGGAGUAUGCUUUUCACCUGCAAAUGAUAUGCUGAUGUGCAGUAUUGGUAUCGACAAAAAGAUUGUUUUUUAUGACGUUGUAGGCAAAAAAACCAUUAAAUCUAUCAAUACGGAUGCACCAUUGACGAGUGUAGAUUUCUUCCAUAAUGGAUCAAGUUUGAUUGUUGGCACCGCCACAGGAAAAUUGCAGUUGUAUGACCUGAGAUCUGGAUCUGUACCUAUCAAAUCAGCAGUUGCCGAUAAAGUCGCCAUCAAAACAGUGUCUUUUCAAAAAGCUCUAAUUCGGACUUCCUCAAAGGACCUUACAAGGAAAGGUAGCAAUUCAUCGAUCAGUUCAACGUCAUCAACCAAAUCACGAGAAAGUACCAACGAUAUAAAAGAGCCCAAGACAGUGCCCAGUGAGGAAAAGAAGAAAACUUGGGUUGAUGGGAUUGCUAGCGAGUCAGAAACUGCCAAGCAGCCAGUCUCAUUGUUCUCACCGCUACGAGGAGAUUUAACACCUGCGGUUGAUGCAAGAAAUGAAGACUCAGACAUCGUGCCGAUGGAAAUAAUGCGGAAGGAGCUUCUUAAGAAGAGCUCGCUUUUGUCGUCUCUACAUGCAGAGGGCCAGAAAGUCAGUGACACACCCAAACCAACUCGCAGCGAAUUAUCUGAUCAAAGCUUACCCCGGAAUGCGUUGGAAAAGGAGGGGAAAACCGAAACGAGGCCUGAAAAAACCAAAACGAGAAUAAUGUUAUCGAAAACACCGAGCGAUUCUCAACUUUUACAUCGAACUGAAUCUUCUCCUGAAAGAAGAAGUGUGGAGUCAUCAAAAUCAUUAGUCAAUGGACAAAACGAAACGUCGCCAUCUCUCGGAGCUACAAGUUCGGAUGAGAAACCACCAAAUGGGCUGCAUGAGUUCCAAAUUGAAUUCAUCAGGAAUAUGAUUGAAGACGCGAUUGAAGAUACAAGGGAAUCGAUCCAUCGAGGCUUUGUCCAUAUUCAAGGUGAAAUGCUACGUCAAUUCCAUAUGCAGCAGGAUGAAAUACGGAGGCUGGUUGAACAACUUUCCCCGAAUCAACAACUAAUUGAAGAAAAUGCAAGGUUGAAAGAGGAAAUCAGACGACUAAAGACAAACUUUUGAACUCCUGGUUAGUUUAAUGGUGAUCUGUGCUUAGAAAUGUCUCACAAUUAGAAAAUAUAGUAAGGGCAUGGACAACGUAAGCGUUUCAAAGUUGGAGGGGCACUUUCAAAGUUGGAGGGGCACUUUCAAAGUUGGAGGGGCACUUUCAAAGUUGGAGGGGCACUUUCAAAGUUGGAGGGGCACAGGUAGGAAGGGGCAUUGUCUCAGGAAAUGUAGCACUAUUCUCAAAGUUAAAAGGAAGGACUUCUAAAAAAGGGUCUUUUUAAACAAAUGGGGUGGGGACACGUAUCCCUGAUGCCCGCAGUCCUAAAGUCCUUGAAAAGGAAUGUUUCAAAUGAAAAGAUGCUACUAUCAACACGCAGAUGAAGUGACAAAAUAACUGGAUAUACUAUUUGCUUAGAUUUCGCACACGUUUCGCAGGGGUAGAAUGUUUCACUACAAACAACAUCAGCCAGCUACACCAAUAAAGACAGUUAAAUAUAUUUUCCGAUUGAGAGUAAAUUGUAUUUUCUAACUAUUUUUCUGAGUUUGAGAAUUAUGGAAAUGUUGUUGUAAUGACGUUUCUAAUCAUGUAGAAGAUAUCAAAUAAUUGAUUAUGUCCAGAUAUGUAGUUACGAGGCUGUUGGACCUUACGGGGUGUGACAUCCCUGCGAAAAGAGUCUCGUUUCAAAAGCGACGUGUUUUUUGCCAUAUUGGUGUGCUAAGUGGUCGAAUUGUAAGUAAAAAGGGAUGGCUUACCCACCGUGUUUAGAAGUUGGACCGGGACAUCCUCUUUAGAAAAAUCGCAGGCGACGGCCUUAACUGUCACACAUGACAUACAGUCUAAACACAAUAGAGAAUCUUUAUCACAAAUGCAAGUUUAUUUGGUGUCACCAUGGGCAUGGUCUUAGGUUUCGCUUCUACUAGUUGCCUACGGGACAGCCCCCUCCUAACAUUUUAGAACGGCCGGGGCGAAAUAUUAGUUCUACAUUUAACUUAUUUCAAAAUUUGAUUUUACAACGUAUUGGAAUCUCGUUGUCGUGUUGCUUUGUUCCUGACUAUUUCCUUUAUAUUAUUACUCAUUGCAAGAUUUACAGCAUCUGACGGACAGCCUAUCCUGCGUUUCUUCCUUCUUCUAAAAUCAUUGUCCGGGUUAGGCUGCCUUAUUGAUCUCAGCUCAUGUUGAGACUAGGUAAGAAGUAAUGUCAUAAACAUUGCAUCAGUCUUUUUCUAGGAAUUUUUGUUGUUUGACUUGGGAUUAGGCACAGUGAAAAUUCAUGGUUGUUUAAUUAACCGUUUCUUAGUUCAACUUGUAAAAUUAUUUAUGAAGGAUAGAUUGGUGUUUAACCGCAUGUUUAUAAGUUUUGCAAAUAAACAGAUGGUCGUCUUU